GAGAAAAUAGCUUAACUUAACCAGGGUUAAAUAUCGAGUAGGUUCGAACCGAACUUCGGGUAGAAGCUAAUCUAACGGUGGAAAUCAACUAAUCAGAAAGGAGCGGAAAAGAAAAAUAAAGAAACAGAAAAUUGCCGAAGAACAAAAUCUCUCUCUAAUAGUUAGGGCAAAAUCCGUUGUUCUAAAUCUGAUCCCCAAAGUGAAUUGGUUCAAUUCCUGGCUUUACUGAUGAAUUAGGGUUAUGGGUUUUGUUCACCCUCUGAUGGAGACGGACUACGUCGCUGAGUUCCCUCAUAAUCACAUUGAUCGUCGUCCCAGAAAGAGACCUAGAUUCGCUUGGGAUUUCCCUCAAGCUCACCCCAAGGCGCAGUCAGGAUUGUAUUUUGGACAAGAUGUUGGAAAUGGGACGAGCAUGGGACCUUCAAGAGUACUACUCACAGACCAUUCCGGUUUAUAUUUAAAAGGAUUGGCUCAAAAAGGCUCUCCCCCAUGGCGAGAUGAUGACAAAGAUGGACAUUACAUGUUUGCUCUUGGAGAGAAUUUAACACCUCGCUAUAAGAUCCAUAGGAAAAUUGGCGAAGGAACCUUUGGUCAGGUUUUGGAAUGCUGGGAUAGGGAAACAAGAGAGAUGGUCGCUGUAAAAGUUGUGAGAAGUAUAAAAAAAUACCGGGAGGCAGCAAUGUCCGAAAUUGAUGCGCUCCAGUUGCUUGGAAAGUAUGAUAGAAAUGGAAGCCGUUGUGUACAAAUAAGAAACUGGUUUGACUACCGGAACCAUAUCUGCAUUGUCUUUGAGAUGCUUGGACCAAGCAUAUACGAUUUUCUUCGUAAAAAUAGUUAUCGACCAUUUCCAGUUGACCUUGUCCGUGAGCUUGGCAGACAACUCUUGGAAUGUGUAGCAUUUAUGCAUGACUUGCGGCUUGUCCAUACCGAUCUGAAGCCAGAGAAUAUACUCUUUGUUUCUCCAGAUUAUGUGAAAAUUCCUGACUACAAGUCAUUUAGUGAGGCAGCCUGUUACAAGAGGUUGCCGAAGUCUAGUGCCAUUAAGGUCAUUGAUUUUGGCAGCACGGCUGAUGGCCAUAAGCAUCACAACUAUAUUGUUUCCACCAGACAUUACCGUGCGCCCGAGGUUAUCCUCGGCCUUGGUUGGAGUUACUCUUGUGACAUAUGGAGUGUCGGAUGUAUAUUGGUAGAACUAUGCACAGGGGAAGCAUUGUUCCAGACCCACGAUAACUUGGAGCAUUUAGCCAUGAUGGAAAGAGUGUUAGGUCCAUUGCCUCAGCAGAUGUUGAAACGAGUGGAGUUUGUCUUCUCUCUCUCUCUCUCUCCUGUUUCUAUUUUUCCAUCAUGGAAUAAAGCAAUUCCCUUGCUUAUUGCUCUCUCUGUCUUGCUCCGUUUCUGUGCUCAUCUACAGUCGACACGCUGAGAAGUACGUGAGAAGAGGUAGAUUGGAUUGGCCUGACAAUGCAACCUCUCGUGACAGCAUUAAAGCGGUCAUGAAGCUGCCUCGUCUUCAGAAUCUAGUAAUGCAACACGUGGAUCACUCGGCGGGCGACAUCAUCGAUCUCUUGCAAGGUCUCCUUCGGUACGACCCUUCAACCAGGCUUACGGCUCACAGCGCCCUCGGGCAUCCUUUCUUCUCGAGGGACCUUUACAGGAGACUUUGAAUCAGAACAAGAAGAUGGAUGGAUGGUAAUAAUCUUUGAUGUGUGGCCUCCCAUAAUCAAGAGCUUUUUAUGUCAUCUUGUGGUUAAAGAGUGUACCAUAUGGGGGAUUGCUUUCCUAUGUAUUCUUUAUAACGAGGAGAAUCAAGAGGUCCAAUCACUGACGAAUACAAAGUGUUUUGAAACCUGCAACUGUAAGUGUAAUGUUACCAAAGUCCAAAGGCAUCUAUCUGUAUACUAUUGUGUAUUUUAGGGGAAAGAUAAAAACCAAAGGGGUUUCUCGACAGCCCUCCCCAAUUGUGGUAGAUUGCAAUGUAGUCUGGAAUUUCAGUUUCUUCCAUACUGGUUUAUUGUUUGACACUAAGUUAUUCGUAGUAACGAAUGCGAGCAAUAACGCAUAGUAUUUCGUACUACACAGACGACGAGCAUCACCACUGGAUAAAGUUAACAGAAAAAUAGUUAACCGAAACGAUAUGUCAAUUACAUUUUACUGUCGUCAAUGAAUCAAUCAGACAUGAAACUACCCCAAAAUUGGUUGUAUUAAACUUGUAAUAAUUUCAUCGCUUCGUAAUGCAUCGUCUUCCACGUAAGAUCCCACUCGGAGGCCCAGUCGUGACGAUCGUACAAUGACCGUAGAGCUUAUACGAAUACCCAAGGAACGUGCCGAGCUUGGAUCGAACCCGAAACACACCCUUCACAUUAAACGUCACCGUAUUCUUCUCGAUCUCUUCCUCCAGCUUCUUGCUGUCCUCCAGCGGGAUCCGGACCUGGCUCGUCACCAGCUCCAGGUUCACGAACCGCGACCCGGCCCGGCUCGCGGAGAACGGCUGGAUGAACUGCGUCGCGAUCAGCGUGCUCCCGUAGUAGAGAUCCACGAUCAGGCUCCCGAAAUCGACUCCGACCUUCCGGUUAGGGUUCGUGAAAUUCGCCAGCACCGAGACGUCGGCGUUGAGCAGGGACCCGGCGUCGAGGUACGCCGCGUUCAGCGUCGCGUCGGAGACCUCGAACCGCGGGUUGUGCGGCCGGUAGACGAGGUAGACCACGAGGACGAUCAGUCCGCCGAGGAAGAUCGCGAUCCAGAAGAUCGCGCAGCACACGGCGGCGCACCACGUCGUGAUUUUGGUCCUCCGCGGCGACGGCACCACGGGGCCCCGCCGUUCCCGCCGGUGGCCGACGCCGUCGUGCGGAGGCGGAUGCUUGCGGUGGUGACGUGGAUGUUUCGGCGGCGGUUGUGGUUGUGGUUGUGGAUGCUGCGGCGGUUGCUCUUGGGAGUCGUGGCGGUGGGGAUCGGUGACGAGCGGGCCGUGGUCGUGGGUCGGGUGGGAUGAGGGCGGGGGUACCCAUGGGCUUUGGUAGUGGCCGUCGUGGGCUGGGCCGUGGGCCGGCUGGGAAGGAAGAUGCUGCGGGUGAUGUGGUGGUAUGGCCCAUGGGCUGCGAAACUGUCUGCGUUCCUGGUGGCGGAUUGGGCCCGAGGGCCUGUUGUGGGUUGGGAGUAACUCGUCGUCGACGUGGAGAGGGAAGUGCUGGUUGCCUGGGUCGGGGGCUUCCUGCUGGCGGUGGUGGUGCGGCGGGGGAGGAGGAGUGGCUGGGCCGCUGACCGGAGGAGUUAUCAGUACCGGUGGUGGGGUGGAACGGCGGUGGCCGUCGCGGCGUGGCGGUUGGAGUGGCCGGACGAAAUGAGGGUUGGUUUCGGGGUGGCGGGACAUUUCUGUGUGUUUCUCUGGAGAGAGAGAGAGAGAGAGAGAGAGAGAGAGAGAGUUGGGAGAUUUGGGAAGUGAGUAGAACUAGUAGAUAGUCGUGUUUGGUUUUUGGAGAGGGGAAAAGGUUGAGGGAGUUUGGAUGACCUGAUGAGGAAUUCAAGAAGGAUUCAAUUGCAGGGAAAGAAUCAAAAGUUGUCUAAUUGUGGGAGGCAACGUAUCAUUCUCUUUUUCUUGUUCACAUCUUGAAGUUGGGUUUAAGUUCAUGAUUACUACUAGUCUUGUGAGUUGUGAAAUUGGGGAUGGAUGAAGAUCUAGUGGUUGCAGAU
Messenger RNA from Linum tenue, 3687 nucleotides. NCBI's taxonomy places the organism in Eukaryota, Viridiplantae, Streptophyta, Magnoliopsida, Malpighiales, Linaceae. The record is from the annotation of a GenBank genome assembly.